Messenger RNA from Chrysochloris asiatica (Cape golden mole), 1404 nucleotides. RefSeq names its product RuvB-like AAA ATPase 2 (gene RUVBL2). Gene Ontology annotation, biological process: box C/D snoRNP assembly; regulation of transcription by RNA polymerase II; chromatin remodeling. Gene Ontology annotation, cellular component: NuA4 histone acetyltransferase complex; R2TP complex; Ino80 complex. Gene Ontology annotation, molecular function: DNA helicase activity; ATP binding; ATP hydrolysis activity. The transcript has 15 exons. The record is from RefSeq and is a predicted model, not a curated record. Lineage: Eukaryota; Metazoa; Chordata; Mammalia; Afrosoricida; Chrysochloridae. Bases 13 to 1404 code for a protein of 463 amino acids.
UUAGUGAGCAUCAUGGCAACCGUGACUGCCACGACCAAGGUCCCGGAGAUCCGCGAUGUGACAAGGAUUGAGCGCAUUGGUGCUCACUCCCACAUCCGGGGGCUGGGCCUGGAUGACGCCUUGGAACCGCGGCAGGCCUCCCAGGGCAUGGUGGGCCAGCUGGCAGCCCGGCGAGCAGCAGGCGUCGUGCUAGAGAUGAUUCGUGAAGGGAAGAUCGCUGGGCGGGCAGUCCUCAUCGCCGGCCAGCCAGGCACUGGAAAGACAGCCAUUGCCAUGGGCAUGGCCCAGGCCCUGGGACCCGACACCCCAUUCACGGCCAUUGCGGGCAGUGAGAUCUUCUCCUUGGAGAUGAGCAAGACCGAGGCCCUGACACAGGCUUUCCGGCGGUCCAUUGGCGUUCGUAUCAAGGAGGAGACUGAGAUCAUCGAAGGGGAGGUGGUGGAAAUCCAGAUCGACCGGCCCGCCACGGGGACGGGCUCCAAGGUGGGCAAGCUGACCCUCAAGACCACGGAGAUGGAGACCAUCUAUGACCUGGGCACCAAGAUGAUUGAGUCUCUGACCAAGGACAAGGUCCAGGCAGGGGAUGUCAUCACCAUAGACAAGGCCACAGGCAAGAUCUCCAAGCUGGGCCGCUCCUUCACACGCGCUCGAGACUAUGACGCCAUGGGCUCCCAGACCAAGUUUGUGCAGUGCCCAGACGGGGAGCUCCAGAAGCGUAAGGAGGUGGUGCACACUGUGUCCCUGCACGAGAUCGACGUCAUCAACUCCCGCACCCAGGGCUUCCUGGCACUCUUCUCCGGCGACACAGGGGAGAUCAAGUCAGAGGUCCGCGAGCAGAUCAACGCCAAGGUGGCCGAGUGGCGCGAGGAGGGCAAAGCGGAGAUCAUCCCUGGGGUGCUGUUCAUCGACGAGGUCCACAUGCUGGACAUCGAGAGCUUCUCCUUCCUCAACCGGGCGCUGGAGAGCGACAUGGCGCCUGUCCUCAUUAUGGCCACCAACCGUGGCAUCACCCGCAUUCGGGGCACCAGUUACCAGAGCCCACACGGCAUCCCCAUCGACCUGCUUGACCGGCUGCUCAUCGUCUCCACCUCUCCCUACAGCGAGAAGGACACGAAGCAGAUCCUCCGCAUACGGUGUGAGGAGGAAGAUGUGGAGAUGAGUGAGGACGCCUACACUGUCCUGACGCGCAUCGGGCUGGAGACGUCACUGCGCUAUGCCAUCCAGCUCAUCACAGCUGCCAGCCUGGUGUGCCGGAAACGCAAGGGCACAGAGGUGCAGGUGGACGACAUCAAGCGGGUCUACUCCCUAUUUCUGGAUGAGUCACGGUCCACACAGUACAUGAAGGAGUACCAGGACGCCUUCCUCUUUAACGAGCUCAAAGGCGAGACCAUGGACACGUCCUGA